Messenger RNA from Carassius auratus (goldfish), 1774 nucleotides. RefSeq names its product uridine-cytidine kinase 2b (gene uck2b). The record is from RefSeq and is a predicted model, not a curated record. Gene Ontology annotation, molecular function: ATP binding; kinase activity. The transcript is spliced from 7 exons. Lineage: Eukaryota; Metazoa; Chordata; Actinopteri; Cypriniformes; Cyprinidae. The coding region runs from base 77 to 862 and encodes 261 amino acids.
GGACAGUAGGAGGAGCGCUGAGUGUGUGUGUGUAUUAUUAGAAUAGCGACACACACUCUUGUGCUACACUGCAAGCAUGGCUGGCGACAGUGAAACGCAUCUUAAGGGCAGAGCAGAAAACGAGCACAACAUCCGACAGCCGUUCCUGAUCGGUGUGGCUGGAGGCACCGCCAGCGGAAAGUCUUCAGUAUGUGAGAAGAUCAUGGAGCUGCUGGGACAGAAUAAGAUUGACCGUCACCAGCGGCAGGUGGUCAUCCUCAGUCAAGACAGCUUUUACAGGGAGCUCACGCCUGAACAGAAAGCCAAAGCACUCAAGGGCCAGUUCAACUUCGAUCACCCAGAUGCUUUCGACAACGAGCUGGUGAUGAAGACUCUGCGUGACAUCAUUCAGGGGCAGACCGUGCACAUCCCAGUUUAUGACUUUGUGACACAUUCCAGGAAGGCUGAGUUUGUGACUGUGUAUCCAGCAGAUGUGGUCCUCUUUGAGGGGAUUCUCAUGUUCUACUCGCAAGAGAUUCGAGAUCUGUUCCAAAUGAAGCUGUUUGUGGACACGGACCCAGACACACGCCUCUCACGAAGAGUGUUGCGGGACAUCAGCGAGAGAGGCAGAGAGCUGGAGCAGGUUCUGAACCAGUACAUCACCUUCGUGAAGCCAGCCUUUGAGGAGUUCUGUCUUCCUACCAAAAAGUAUGCAGACGUCAUCAUCCCGAGAGGAGCAGACAAUCUCGUGGCUAUUAAUCUGAUUGUGCAGCAUAUUCAGGAUAUCCUGAACGGAGGAUUCACCAAACGACAGAACGGUUUUCAGAACGGCCACGGGACCCCCAGACAGAGACGGCCGUCUGAGUCGAGUCGACCUCACUGACCUCACUGUGACCUUCCCUCCGUCGAGGAGAGGGCAGAACUGAUUGAUAACAGUGUGCAUCCCAUUCAUCCAAUGACAGUGAAGGGAUACAGGAGCUGAAAUGCCUUUGUUAUUAUCACUAUUAUUUGCAUUUGAAAUGUUGUUGUUGUGGAUAAUUGUUUGCUGUUACAGGGUUUUGAAAGUGUUAAAUGUUUUUAUUUUAUUUUUUUUUUGGAAGGUUUGAUUGCACGCUCAGCCUGUCCUGUCAGCGUGUCGAUCUGCUUUCUUAGCUACUCAGAAAAUAAAUGAAUAGUUUGGAAAGUUUUGUUUCCGACUGGAAGUAGAGACAACUUUGAUUACAGUGCUAUUUGCAUACAUACUUGAAGUCAGGGGUGCUCAGGUUGUUCUUUCCACAAAAGAGAAAAACCCUAUUCCUCAUAUUUGAGGCCCUUUUAUGUGAUUUUAAAAUGAUUGCAACAUGGUACAUUAGCAUUUUAUAUAAUUUUUGUUUUGUAGCUUUCUAGUUAAAACCUAAUGUUAUUGUGAUUAUUACAAUUGUACAUAUGACAUGACCGAUUUUGUCAUGAUUUGUUGACUAUAUUUACAGUUUUAUAAGUAACGGUGCUUUUUCUUGACUGCAAUAUCUCAUUGUGCAUACAGUAUUCUACCCUAAUUAUACCUGGUCCCCAAUAACUGAUAUCCUCAGAUACAAUCAGGGAAUAGAUUAAAUACCUCAAACACAUUUACUGUUAACACUAGAAAAAGUAUUACUUGAAUUACGCUUAUUUUAGUAACCUUGUGCACUCAACUUCAAUAAGCCUGUGUUUACUUUCCCUCUCAUGCCUCUCUGGCAUGUAUUUUCCACUGGAUCAAUUAUUUACAUCUGGUUUUGUUGACGUAUUAUCCAUUACUUUUUGGUGGAAUAAAAUAAUA